AUACGAUUGGGUGUUACAACCACGUAGCAACGAUUGAGUUGAAAACGCCAUAAUAUAAAUACUGAGGAUAAAUAUCAUCGUUAAUUUCCCGCACUUCCUUCUGUGACGCAUGAUUCGCUGAAACGGUCGGAGAGAACGGAACGUCUCUGAUUGGUAGGCUAAAAGUUUUGACUCCAUCAAUUCCGGACCAUGAGACGCUGCGCUGACAGUUCAAAUUUGCUGUCAAAUGGUUUAUAUAAUUUUGAGAUUAGUCCAACUCUCCGUUCUGCGGUUAAUGACAUUUCUGUAAUAUCACGUGUGCCUACCUCCAAGAUUGCGUUCGACGAUCGCGUGGAUAUUGCCUUCUAAUUUCUACGGUGGUAUAUCAAUGAACAUGGAUACGGACCACGUUAACCUCAACCCUUCCGGGCUUGACACUGUUUAUUACGGGGUUUACGUACCACAGGAGGACUCUAACUGGUUCGAAUCUAAAGACCAGCUAUAUGUCUACACGGACAAGAAUGAGGCUCUCAAUGUAAUCAAGAAAUAUAAAAAAGGUCGCUUUAAAAGUUUUAAAACUUAUGAUGAAGCAAAAAACUUUGCCGAACAUGGCAAUGAACAGUUGUUUUCAUUGACAACGGGGAAUCAAUCAAUUUCAAAUAAACGAACUGGCCAAGGCGAAGAGAAAUCUAGUAAUUUUAAGGCUCCCAAACAUCAAGAAAACGUGCAGUUUAGAAAGUUUAUUGAAAAUGGGGACUUGGCUAGGGUCAAGCAAAUAGUUUGGGAAAAUCCAAGAUACCUGAUCAGCAGUGGUGAUACACCUGCUAUUUUGCGAGAGGGUCCUCGAUACAACGCCUUGCACGUAGCAGUGAGAGUUGGUUGUAGAGCAGACAUGUGCGAACUGAUAUUGAAUACAGUAGGAAAUCCUGACUUUAUUAAAUUAUUGGAUGGGGAAGAUGAUUAUUCAAACUACCUUAAUCGGGCUCAAAUAUUAGUCGAUUUAUAUUUAAACACUCCUACCAAGGGUCUCAAUGAGACACCGCUACAUUUUGCUGUGAAAUUUGGGCUUAAGGAAGUUGUUCAAAUCCUUGUUUCUUAUCCCCAAUGUUUAAAGACAACUCGAAAUAAGUAUGAACAAAUUCCUGCUGAUAUAAUAUGCAGCAGAAAGUGUCAGGAAGAUGAGAUACUAAAGAGGGAAAUACUUUCGUUACUAGACGAAUUAUAUUAUGUGCCUGUGAUAAGAUCUGAGGAUAAUACAACACAACCAUUGAUCGGCGAGCUCUUUUCUCCAACUAGUCCGCUUAAAUUAAACACUGAUCCAAUAAGUCCACGGGUAGAGGUUUCUGCAUUUGCAGGACCGAUGAGUAAAAACAAAGCCGUUGAGUUUAGAAGAAAGUGGAAAACUCCACCUAGAAUACGUAACACUCCGACUAAAAGAUUGAACCUUUCAUUCGAUGAUUCUUAUACUCAGAAUAGCCCUGCAUCAAACACUAUAUAUCGACUACAAGAUACGGAAAAAGGACUUGAACGUGUUGGUAGGGACCUUGCUAAAGAAUAUCACGUUGCAUGGAAAGAGUAUUGGCCUUUCUUGAAUGGCUUUGCCGAUUUGACCAGUAAGGAGGGACUCGCAAAACUUGAGGAGUUUUUUCAGCAAAAAUUCAACAAUCCAUCCGAGCAGAGUACAGAGAAAAUGGACAAUGAAGCAUAUCCAAUUAAUGGUAAUGAUCAAGAGAAAGAUUACGAAAUGAAUGUUCUGUGUACCCAGCUAAGCUUUUCUACAUUGAAUAUACUGGAUCAUCAGGGAUCGAAUAAACUUGAUUCAAUACAAAACCGGUUAUCUUGUGACCUGACUGGUAGCGAUGAAGAAUAUGAAUUUUUCACACCUCCAUCAUCCCCACGAUCUGUAUCCAGCGAUUCGGACGAUGACAUGUAUACUGCUGAACAAGGGGACAUGAUCUUUAUUCAAGGAAACACAGCAUCAAAAUUAGAUUAUGCAGUUUAUCAUGCCAUCUCAGACAUGGAUUUGAGCCCACAUUUGUAUCCGAACAUUUAUCGCUGGCGUCACCAGCUCCGACUGAUUACAGAGAACGAGUCUUCGAGGUCAUAGAUUGAAUACCCCAUUUGCACCACAACGAAAGUUACCAUGGACUCUAUCUCAAAAUUGUGUUAAAACUCUGAAAUACAAUUGAUGGAAAUGGAUGAUCUCGGCGCUUGAUUCACAAAACACAUUAAACGGUAAAUAAUGAUUAUAAUGAGUAUGACGACUCUUUGAAAGAGGAAAAGAUGAUUUGUGUGGAAGACAGAUAUAUGUCAGACAAUAUGUAACGAUUGGAUAUCACAAAAUGUUUAUUGGAUUUUUGUGAAUUAUGCUUUUAGAGGUACAAAACUGAGUACUUCAAAAAUUGGUACUGCGUACUACCCUAAAAAGUGUUAUUACAAAUCCCCCGCGUAACUAAAAAGUGAUUUAUGGAUUUGUCAAAUUUUCCAUGAAUGCUAAAUUAGCCUUGGUGCUCAUAAAGCUUGUUACCUGAUUCAUUCAAAAAUUGAAGAGCGUGGCCUCUGAGUAAAUUUGUUUGUUUCAACCAAAAACUUGCAGCAAACUAAAGGUACUGAGUUUAUGUCACUUGCGACUUCUUUUUUGACAUGCAACAUAAUUUUGUAUCAGUUGUUUCUGUAGCCCAGGGCAAUGGGUCAAAUACAUCCGGCCAGGGACUACGAAAAGUCGAUUCUAUGCUUCCAAUUUUCAUGUAAAUCUGAUACAAUACAAAUUGGUGGUAAAUUUGACCGCUUUUGUGUAAAUCAAAGACUAUAUCUUUAUUACUGAUAUUUUUUAACAUGUGAUAUUCUGUAUUAUUCAGUGUCAAGUAAUUCGAAGCAAUUGAAUUCAGCAUAAUUGUUACGAGAAACAUGACUUACAAAAAUUCGUUCUGUACCUCUUCAAUUAAAAGUCUUUCUGAUUUUAAUGUCUAAAUGCAUAACAAAUAUUUUACGUACGGAACUUUUGUAUUUUU
Messenger RNA from Diprion similis, 2990 nucleotides. It is a transcript of the gene Ankle2, whose product is annotated as ankyrin repeat and LEM domain-containing protein 2 homolog. Gene Ontology annotation, biological process: negative regulation of phosphorylation. NCBI's taxonomy places the organism in Eukaryota, Metazoa, Arthropoda, Insecta, Hymenoptera, Diprionidae. Gene Ontology annotation, molecular function: protein phosphatase 2A binding. Bases 368 to 2086 code for a protein of 572 amino acids. Gene Ontology annotation, cellular component: endoplasmic reticulum. The transcript is spliced from 11 exons. The record is from RefSeq and is a predicted model, not a curated record.